AUGUUGAACGUUGGCAGCGGUACCAAGUGGGUUUCUGGUUGGUUUGGCUUUAGAAGCAGGAGUUUGCUGAAGAGCAGAAGGAUCUCAGGGCGUCUCUACGAGAUCCGGGUGCAUCCCAUUCAGAGCCUCCACAGUGGCUCCUCACAGUCUGCUGGGUUAAUGGGUGUGACCAAAUCCCCCUCCCUCCAUUCCAGCAUCUCAGACCCUGGGAUGCCUGGCAUCUGCAAGGAGCUAGUUGGUCAAUCACUGGCCCGUCUGCGUAGUUCUACAGGGUCGGAGGAGAGCAUGGCAGAUCGGUUAAUCUCAGAUCUAAACCUGGUCUACAUGGCUGUCCAAACUAUAUCUGACCUAUACGACAGUCUGGAUGAUGACAGCCAGGAUAGUGUGUUUGUGGGUAAUUUGGUGGCACAAACUGAGUUGGUGAAGGCCACGACAGCCAUAGAGAAUGCAGUGUUUGUUACCAUGCAGUGGUUGGCCAGUGUUAAACCCUGCUCCGGUCUGCUCUACACGAUUGCUGAGGAACUUAAAAGUCAAGUCAAGAAGAUGGGAGGGUUCUUCCAGAUGUUGAUUCAG
Molecule: messenger RNA, 573 nt
Organism: Pundamilia nyererei
Lineage: Eukaryota; Metazoa; Chordata; Actinopteri; Cichliformes; Cichlidae
Product: kinesin-like protein KIF14
Exons: 3
Source: RefSeq, a predicted model, not a curated record